GUUCGCCAUGACGAUGAUCGCCAGUGGGCUUCCUGGGGUCCAUUAGCGAAGAAUUCGCCAUUUGCCCAGCAUGACUUGACUCUGGAUCCAACCUUUCCACCUUCUACUUCACGUCUAUCGCACAAUCGCUCCAUAUACGACCAUCGAAGCUGCAACAAAGCUCCCGAACAGCUCCAGUAGCAGUCACUGAGCUGCUGCUACAGUGAUACAAGUCCGACCUUGACAUAUUCAUACUAGGAGCUCAAGAAUGCCCAUCUGAAAGAACAAACACCACAAAACAAAACCACAAUGCACCUCCUCAUUCUCCUCCUCACCACCCUCCUCUUCUUCACCCGCCUCACCACCGCCAACGUCGAAAAGACCAUCUUUCUCGCCCCCUCUCCCACUCUCAUACCAACCCUCGCGCCCCCCAACGACGACUUAGGCCUUCCACGUCUCUCCCCCUCGCACUCGCACCACCGCACGAAACUCAAUGUCUCCUUCCCCGACGCCGACUCUCCCGGCACAGACUCAUGGUUCUUCCUCGAACACCUGGUCCCCGGUAAACGCUAUGAAGUCCGCAUCUGCUGGCUAGCUACGCAACCAACGUCCUUCCACCUGGCAACCUACACCCUUCCUCACGCCCUCGAAACGCCUGACCUUCUAGGCUCAAUAACCACCUACUCGACCGCCCGCCUCGCCCACCAACAACACCACCACCUCGACGAGGAGGAGGACCUCGCGCUCCUCUCCGACCUCGAGCAAGUCCGUCGCCACAAGCACAAGAAGAAGCCCUUUCAACCCAGCAAAGCAGGAGGUCUGCUGUCUAGGCGCCGAUCUACCACCAUGGGCGGCGGCACCGGGAGCAGUAGCUUCGUCGAGGACACAGCGCCAAUUUCGGACUCGGUGCUGUUCCUGCGGGUGCGCGCUGCGGCGGAUUACUUCACCACGGAUGCGGAGCUCAUGAAGAACGUGCCCCCCGUCGUGGUGGAUGUGAUUCUGGAUCCGUACCUUGGGAACGUGUUCCCGCGGAGUCUGGUGCCUACCGCCGGGUGGGUGGUCGUGGUGGCUGGGUUGGCGGUCCUGGUGGGCAGGUGGGUGACUGCGGAGCUGGGGCGGGUGGUGGAUACGAUUGCUUCUGAGGAGCAGGAGCAAGAGCAGGAGGAGACUGAGGGUACGGAGGGCAAGAAAACGCAGUAGUCUCAAUUUCCAUAGUGCCGACCCUGAUAUAUAGACCGAUGUACUGUACAUAUGGAUGGUUAUGAUUCUCUACGAUAGCGUCGAAUGUGCGACUUUGGGAGUGAAUAGUUCUAAUCGAAG
Molecule: messenger RNA, 1299 nt
Organism: Aspergillus saccharolyticus JOP 1030-1
Lineage: Eukaryota; Fungi; Ascomycota; Eurotiomycetes; Eurotiales; Aspergillaceae
Exons: 3
Coding region: 289-1179 (296 amino acids)
Biological process (GO): GPI anchor biosynthetic process
Cellular component (GO): endoplasmic reticulum membrane; mannosyltransferase complex
Molecular function (GO): mannosyltransferase activity
Source: RefSeq, a predicted model, not a curated record